UCCUUAUCGCUUGGAACAGCAGGUGCUGACUUACUUUCUGGGCUGUCCUUUGCAACUUGGGUACAAAAAUGCUUGGAACAUAUCUCAGAUGCUUCCAACAGAAGCACAGAAUACCCAGUUAUCCAAUUUGAAGGAAUGCUAUCAUCAUAUUCUGCAGAUUGCCAUGUACAUAGUACGUGGCAUCUCAUCAGAUAUUCGGAUUGUAAUCGCAGUGCUUAGCAAUCCUUACCCUUCCCGUGAUUUUGCCAAGUCCAGCUCCUUUGCGCAUGCACGAAUAUCUGCGGGAUACAGAUACACAGUUUCUGCUCCACAUUCAGUUAUACUAUACCGUCUCGCGUUCAGAAAGGAUGCUACUUCUAAAUAAAAACCGAGUGCUUUCUUUGGUCGUUAAUUUUAUUUUUCUUAUCAUUCUCAUUUCAUCGAGUGUCCAAGCGGACGAGAGAAACAUAAACAAGCUGCUGAACAACCAGGUGGUGGUCAGCCGCCAGAUUAUGUGCAUCCUGGGCAAGAGCGAAUGCGACCAACUGGGCCUUCAACUCAAAGCUGCCCUGCCAGAAGUUAUAACCAGAAAAUGCAGGAACUGCUCCCCACAACAGGCGCAAAAAGCCCAAAAGCUGACCACAUUUCUGCAAACUAGAUACCCGGACGUAUGGGCCAUGCUUCUGAGGAAGUACGACAGUGCCUAAAUGGCAUUUAAAUGUUAUUCUCAUGCAUCGAAUAUAAUAAACUAGUCUCGACAUCAUCCCUAGCAUUUGGUUUCGUAGCUUAGGGGAUUUUCUAGGGAUUAGGCGGCUGAAAGGAAUCCCUCCUUUAAAUAAAACAUGUCUUUGUACA
Messenger RNA from Drosophila mauritiana, 834 nucleotides. Its product is annotated as allergen Tha p 1. NCBI's taxonomy places the organism in Eukaryota, Metazoa, Arthropoda, Insecta, Diptera, Drosophilidae. The record is from RefSeq and is a predicted model, not a curated record. The coding region runs from base 267 to 686 and encodes 139 amino acids. The transcript is spliced from 2 exons.